Messenger RNA from Anoplophora glabripennis (Asian longhorned beetle), 2076 nucleotides. RefSeq names its product sodium- and chloride-dependent transporter XTRP3. The record is from RefSeq and is a predicted model, not a curated record. NCBI's taxonomy places the organism in Eukaryota, Metazoa, Arthropoda, Insecta, Coleoptera, Cerambycidae. Gene Ontology annotation, cellular component: membrane. Bases 1 to 2076 code for a protein of 691 amino acids. Gene Ontology annotation, biological process: sodium ion transmembrane transport. The transcript has 10 exons.
AUGUCUGGAAAGAAUCCCGAAAUGACGCGACAGGGUCAUGAAUUGGCCCCCUUGAACUCCAGGAACGGGCCUGAUGGUACAGGAAAACCCGGUGUGACGAUUGUGUUGCAGGGACCGAGGGGCUCUAUCAUUUCUAGGGGUAGCGGAACAACCCAGGAGCCGGACAGGGCGACCUGGUCGGGGAAAAUGCAGUUCUUCUUGUCAAUUAUCGGAUAUUCCGUGGGGUUGGGAAAUAUUUGGAGGUUCCCUUACCUAUGCCAACAGAAUGGAGGGGGUGCAUUUUUAAUACCAUUCAUAAUCAUGUUAGUUUUGGAAGGCAUUCCUCUGUUUCUGAUAGAACUGGGAAUUGGGCAGAAACUCAGACUGGGAUCGUUGGGAGUGUGGAACACUAUCCAUCCCUGGUUAGGCGGGAUUGGAAUUUCUUCCUGUAUAGUUACGUUUUUUGUAGCACUAUAUUACAACGUUAUUAUUACAUGGUGUUUUUACUAUUUAUUCAGUAGUUUUACGAUUGGCGAACUUCCAUGGAGUAGAUGUCCCAAUGGGACCGACGCAUUGGCGAUGGAGUGUGAAAAAUCUUCAGCAACCAAGUUCUUUUGGUAUCGUAUGACAUUAGACGCGUCUCCUAAUAUCGAAACUCCUGGGUUGCCAAAAUGGUGGAUAGUGUUGUGUCUUCUACUUUCUUGGAUUGUCGUAUUCUUCAUCGUUAUGAAGGGGAUCCAGAGCUCAGGAAAGGUAGUCUACUUUACAUCAAUGUUUCCAUAUAUAGUACUGACUAUAUUCUUCAUUCAAGGAUUAACUUUAAAGGGUGCUGGUGCUGGUAUUACUCAUAUGUUAACACCUAAGGUGGAGAAGUUAUUACAACCAAAAGUUUGGUUAGAUGCUGCCACUCAGGUGUUCUAUUCCUUCGGUCUGGCUUUUGGAUCUUUAAUUGCUUUCGGGUCAUACAAUAACCCAAAAAAUAAUUGCGUGAGAGACGUCAUUUUGGUGUCAGUGUGUAACGCACUGACUGCUAUAUACGCCAGCGUUGUGAUCUUCAUUAUUUUAGGCUUCAAGGCUAUGACCAACGUAGACAAUUGUAUCAAAGACAAUAAUAACCUGCUAAUUACCUACAACGUUUCAAACAUUACGGUGCCAGAUGGUUCAUUGGAUUUCAUAUUCCAGAAAAAUUUAAAAUAUUCAAUGGCAAAUGAUAUAGGCCUUAGAAAUUGUUCCUUAGAAAAGGAAUUGGAGGAGGCCGCAGAAGGUACUGGUUUGGCCUUCAUUGUAUUUACUCAAGCUAUAGUCGAACUUCCAGGAGCACCUUUUUGGGCAAUAAUAUUUUUUAUGAUGCUUCUCUCAUUGGGAAUUGGCUCCCAAAUAGGGAUUUUGGAGGGAAUGCUUUGUACGGUGUUUGAUAUUGAGAUUUUUAAAAGGAUCGAUAAAAAAUAUAUAACAGCAACUGUGUGCAUUAUCUGCUUCUCUGUGGGCAUAAUUUUCACAACGGGUGCUGGAGAAUACUGGCUGACUAUGUUCGAUUCGUUUGCGGGCACCAUUGGCCUCGUCGUGGUGGCUUUCAUGGAGAUGAUAGCCGUAAUCUACGUCUACGGUCAUGAGAAAUUCACGAAGGACAUCCAGGAUAUGACAGGCGUCAAACCAGGAGCGUAUUGGCAGAUCACUUGGAAAUACUUAGCACCGGGUAUAAUGGUGGUAAUUUUGGUAUCUUCGAUUGUAUCUAUGAUCAUACACCAUCCGGAAUAUAAAGGCUGGAAUAAAGAAAAGGGGGACGUAGACGUAAUUCCGUAUCCGAACUGGGUGCUAGGUAUAGCAAUAUCAAUGGUCCUGGCUGGCAUCCUGCCUAUACCCAUUGUAUUUCUAUUGAGACGAUAUCAAUGCUUAAAAAUGGACAUCAACAUACACGAAGGAUCCAUCAGAAGAAUUGAUACAACAGUUUCUACAAAAGAAAUGAUUACCGAUGUUGAUCUCAACGAGGACGACGAUAUCGGGGCAUAUCACGAUUUAGAUUCAGACGAUGAUGAGGGGCCCCGAAUGAACGCCGAUCCUGCCUGCUUCCAUAUGGAAGUAGUCGACGAUUAUUGA